AUGGCUGCCGCUACUGCUACUAAAAAGAGGACCCAAAGAAAGAAGAAGGACCCAAACGCUCCAAAGAGAGCGAUGUCUGCGUAUAUGUUUUUUGCCAAUGAAAACAGAGACAUAGUUCGCGCAGAGAACCCUGGUAUUUCGUUUGGUCAGGUGGGUAGAGUGCUUGGUGAGAAGUGGAAGGCGUUGUCUGAUGACGAAAAGCAGCCCUAUGAGGCGAAGGCGGAGGCGGACAAGAAGAGGUAUGAGUCGGAGAAGGAGUUGUACAAUGCUACCAAGGCUGCCUGA
Messenger RNA from Eremothecium cymbalariae DBVPG#7215, 285 nucleotides. Its product is annotated as non-histone chromosomal protein 6. The record is from RefSeq and is a predicted model, not a curated record. Lineage: Eukaryota; Fungi; Ascomycota; Saccharomycetes; Saccharomycetales; Saccharomycetaceae. The transcript has a single exon. The coding region runs from base 1 to 285 and encodes 94 amino acids.